UGCGCGUGCUUUCCAGAUUCUUGUGCUCGCGCGUACGUCUUUAGCUAGGAAGGCCCCAGAAUGACUGCGGCAACGAGCACACAGUGAUCACCUGCGUACACUGACACACUGACAUACUGGAUAUACCGUGACAGUGAUAUCGUUUUUGCUAUUUGGAUAUAUGGGGAGCGUGGAAUAGAAACAUAUAACGCUGGUUCCCUGGCUAAACCAGCCGUGGUAUCACCGUGUUUUAAAGCUACUGACAGGUUGCUUUCUGUUGGUAGCUCCUUAUUGGUUUGCAAUGGGCCAGUGAAUUGAGGAGUGUUUGAGAUGAUAAAAUAAGACGGCAGGACCAUGGGGCAAAGGAAGAAAGCAUGUCCCCGUUUGAUGGAUUAUCUGGUGAUAGUUGGUGCAAGACAGCCAAGCAGUGACAGUGUUGCACAGACCCCUGAGCUUCUCCGCCGUUAUCCUCUUGAGGAUUACCCUGAAUUUCCCCUGCCUCCUGAUGUGGUGUUUUUCUGUCAGCCUGAGGGAUGCCUGAGUGUGCGUCAGAAACGCAUGAGUUUACGUGAUGAUACCUCUUUUGUCUUCACACUCACUGACAAGGAUAGCUGCCUCAUCCGAUACGGAAUCUGUGUCAACUUCUACCGCUCCUUUCAGAAACGCAUACCAAAGGAUAGGAUCCGAAAGCCGCCUAAGACAACCUCAGAAAAUGGCUCUGAGGGUUCUGAUGGAGGGCAUUCUCUGCAGCCCCCAAGUGCUGAUUCUACCCCUGAUGUCAAUCAGUCCCCUCGUGGGAAACGUCUCUCAAAAGGGGCUCAGAGAUCCAGAAACAGUACCUUGACUUCAUUAUGUAUCAUCAGCCAUUACCCUUUCUUUUCCACUUUUCGUGAAUGUUUAUACACUCUGAAGAGGCUAGUUGAUGGCUGUAGCGAAAGACUCGUCAGCAAGAAGGCCGGGAUAACGAAAGGAAUACAGAGAGAUACCAUAUGGAGAAUCUUUACGGGGGCACUGCAGCUGGAAGAGAAGUCUAAUGUUCUGUUACAUGAUCUGCGUGAGAUAGAAGCUUGGAUCUACCGCUUACUGCGCUCCCCCACACCAGUUCCAGGCCAGAAGCGGGUAGAUGUAGAAGUCCUGCCUUUGGACUUGCAGCCACCACUAACCUUCGCCCUUCCCGAGGCCUCUCGAUUCUCCCUUGUAGAUUUUCCCCUGCAUCUUCCUCUUGAACUUUUGGGAGUGGAAGCCUGUUUGCAGGUUCUGUCCUGCAUUAUGCUUGAGCACAAGGUGGUCCUGCAGUCUCGUGAUUACAAUGCUUUGUCUAUGUCGGUCAUGGCAUUUGUGGCUAUGAUUUACCCACUGGAAUACAUGUUCCCAGUCAUUCCGCUGCUGCCCACAUGUAUGGCAUCUGCAGAGCAGCUCCUCUUGGCCCCAACUCCGUACAUCAUUGGAGUUCCUGCCAGCUUCUUCCUUUACAAAUCGGACUUCAGAAUGCCAGAUGAUGUGUGGCUAGUGGAUCUGGACACUAAUAAGGUUAUCAUCCCCAGCAAUGCCGAUCUGCUGCCUGUAUUGCCAGAACCAGAGGCUUCAGAGCUAAAGAAGCAUCUCAAGCAGGCUUUGGCCAGCAUGAGUCUGAACACGCAGCCCAUUCUUAAUCUGGACCGAUUCCAUGAGGGAUCUGAGACUGCACUGCUCAGAGGCCCAAAUGAUGCACAAGGCACUCCGUCUACAGAGUUCAACCCCCUUAUAUAUGGCAAUGAUGUUGAUUCUGUAGACGUAGCAACAAGAGUUGCAAUGGUACGGUUCUUCAACUCCCCAAACAUGCUGCAGGGUUUUCAGAUGCACACUCGCACUUUACGUCUUUUUCCUCGUCCUGUUGUGGCAUUCCAGUCUUCUUCCUUUUUGGCAUCACGCCCCAAGGCUUCCUCCUUUUCUGAAAAGCUUUCCAAGACACAAGCUGUAGAGUACUUCGGAGAGUGGUCCCUGAAUCCUACCAAUUUUGCCUUUCAAAGAAUACAUAACAACAUGUUUGAUCCCGCAUUAAUUGGGGAUAAGCCCAAGUGGUAUGCUCACCAGCUGCAGCCCAUUCAUUACCGUGUCUAUGAUGCCAACUCGCAGCUUGCUGAAGCUCUGAGUGUUCCACCAGAAAGGGAUAGUGACUCAGAUCCUACGGAUGACAGUGGGAGUGACAGUGUGGAAUAUGACGACUCCAGCUCGUCUUAUUCAUCCCUCGGAGACUUUGUCAGUGAGAUGAUGAAGUGUGACAUUAAUGGUGAUACCCCAAAUGUGGACCCCCUGACACAUGCUGCAUUGGGAGACGCUAGUGAGGUAGAGUUUGAUGACUUUCAGGAGUACACAGGCGUAUUAGAGGAAACCGCUCUUGACAGUGAUUACUCUCAGGAUAACAAUCAGCCUCGCUCUGGAUCCAGCACAACUGCCAGCAGCAGCCCCAGCACUGUCAUCCAUGGAGCAAACACUGAAUCGGCUGACUCUGCAGAGCCCGAUGACAAGGUUUUAGGAGUAUUACAAAAUCACCUCCCCACUCUGGCGCCCACAUUUAGCAGGCUUGUCAUGGAUAGACGUGAGAGCGAGUCAUCUGUAUCAAGCGCAGAUUCACGGAGAAGGGAGUAUGACAACCCUUACUUUGAGCCUCAAUAUGGAUUUCCACCAGAAGAAGAAAAUGAAGAGCGAGAAGAAAGCUACACUCCCAUGUUUAACCAGAACAUGAACGGUAGUCGCUCCCAAAAGCCUUUACUCCGACCCAAUAGCCUGAAAUUGGCAAGUGAUUCUGAUGCAGAGACAGAUUCCAGAGGGAGUUCACCCACUUCAACAGUGUCCAACAAUAGUAGCAAUAAUGAUGGAUUUGGGAGCAUCAUGUCUUUUGCCAGUAACCUCUACAAAAGUCACAGCAGUACCUUCAGUUUGUCAAACCUGACACUUCCAAACAAGAGUGGACGAGAUAAGGCAACCCCCUUCCCUAGUCUAAAAGCAAGUAACAGACGUGCACUCGUGGACCAGAAAUCUUCAGUUAUCAAGCACAGCCCAACAGUCAAACGGGAAUCUCCCUCCCCUCAGGGCAGAUCAAACAACUCCAGCGAGAACCAGCAAUUUCUAAAGGAAGUUGCGCUGAGUGUCCUGGAGGGGCAGGGAGUAGGCUGGCUAAACAUGAAGAAGGUGCGACGGCUGUUAGAGAGUGAACAGCUGCGAGUUUUCGUGCUGAGCAAAUUGAACAGGGCUAUUCAAACCGAGGAGGACGCACGGAAUGAUAUCAUCCAGGAAGUGGAAAUAAGCAAAAAAGUCUACAAGGGCAUGCUUGAUCUGCUGAAAUGCACUGUGUCCAGCCUAGAGCAAUCCUACGCCAACGCUGGACUGGGAGGCAUGGCUAGCAUCUUCAGUCUGCUGGAAAUAGCUCAUACACAUUAUUACAGCAAAGAACCUGAAAAAAGGAAGCACAGUCCUUCAGCAGAUGGAGCUGUUACUCCUGUAUCUAGGGAUGCUGUUCCUUCCCAAAGGGUUGAAUCUCGACCUGCCCCCCAGCUACCCACCCAACAGCUGUUACCCCGCCCAUCAGGCCCAGUUGGCAAAGGGGCAAGAGAAUUUGAUACCCGAAGUCUUAAAGAAGAGAAUUUUGUGGCAUCCAUUGAAUUGUGGAACACGCACCGAGAAGUGAAAAAACAAAAAGCUAUGGAUAAACAGAGUUCAGAGAACCCCAAAACUUCUUUUUUCGACAGAGGAGAAACUGAAGAAAAGAAAUCUCAGAUCAGCGCAGACAGCGGGCUAAGUGUAACAUCCGAAUCUCAGCGGAGUGAUUUUGAUGGUGUCAAUACAGGACCAGCUAUCUUGAUCCGAAGCAGCAGCCAGGACUCGGAAAUCAGCACAGUGGUGAGUAACAGCUCAGGCGAGACUUUGGGAGCAGAUAGUGAUCUGAGCAGCAAUGCAGGAGACCCCCUGGGAGGAGCAGGUGGGGGGCAACUCUCAGGAUCCAGUGGGGCUCUGUCUGACAGUGAAAUUCAGAUGAGCUCUAACACCGGAGCCAUAUUUGGGAAGCCUCAAAUGUUGCGUCCAGGAGAGAGGGAUAAUAAUAUCAGCCCAGUACGUCCUCAACCAGAUCUCAGCCAGCGCAUUUAUCUUUAUGAAGGACUUUUGGGAAGAGAUAAGGGCUCCGUCUGGGAUCAGCUUGAAGAUGCAGCCAUGGAAACCUUCUCACUGAGUAAGGAACGAUCCACUCUAUGGGACCAGAUGCAGUUUUGGGAAGAUGCUUUCCUUGAUGCAGUCAUGUUGGAGAGGGAAGGAAUGGGCAUGGACCAAGGACCUCAGGAGAUGAUAGACAGAUAUUUCUCUCUUGUGGAACAUGACCGGAAGAGACUUGAGGAUGAUGAAGAUCGGCUUUUAGCAACUCUUCUGCACAACAUGGUGGCUUUUAUGGUGAUGAUGAAGGUUAAUAAGACUGAGCUACGGAGGAAAGUACGGCGUCUAAUGGGGAAAUGCCAUAUUGGGUUGGUGCACAGCCAGCUGAUUAAUGAGCUACUUGAUAAAGUGGUGGAUGUGAAUGGUCGUGAAAUCCACAUUCGUCCAAGCGGCAGCCGUCACAUCAAGAAGCAAACAUUUGUGGUGCAUGCUGGAACCGACACCAACGGUGACCUUUUCUUUAUGGAGGUUUGCGACGAUUGCAUUGUACUCCGCAGUAACAUUGGUGCAGUCUAUGAACGCUGGUGGUACGAAAAACUCAUUAAUAUGACUUAUUGCCCCAAGACCAAAGUCCUUUGUUUGUGGAGGAGAAAUGGACAAGAGACACAGCUCAACAAAUUCUUCACAAAAAAGUGUAGAGAAUUGUAUUAUUGCGUGAAAGAAAGCAUGGAACGGGCUGCCGCCAGACAGCAGAGUAUCAAACCAGGCCCAGAGCUUGGUGGAGAGUUCCCUGUUCAGGACAUGAAGACCGGAGAAGGGGGGCUUCUACAAGUCACCCUAGAAGGAAUUAACCUGAAAUUCAUGCACAGUCAGGUUUUCAUACAGCUGAAUCACAUAAAAAAGUGUAACACUGUACGGGGCGUCUUUGUCCUAGAAGAAUUUGUUCCUGAAACUAAAGAAGUGGUGAACCACAAAUACAAGACACCGAUGGCCCACGAGAUCUGCUAUUCCGUGCUGUGUCUCUUCUCGUAUGUGGCUGCUGUAAGAGGCAAGGAAGCAGAAAUAAAGAGCAGGCCUCCUCGGCCUGUUUCCAGUUGACCUACACCCCUGUCUGGAAACACUCUGCACACAAUCCUCCUGUCUGCCACAUCUUCCUUGCAGCCGGCUCUCCUGACAGCUGCUAUUGGGUGUAUUGCUACAACAUUCCUUCCUGCAUACGGAGCCCAUGCAUAUACCCCUGAUUAACUAUAUGUGCUGUGGCUGCUUUGAAGAUGCCACCUUCCCCUGCUUGUGUGUCAUGUGCUUUGUGUGUUACUGGCUUUUCCAGGUUCAUUUGCCAUCUCUUGCUGCUUUUCUGCACCUACAUGCCAUUGUGUUUUUGUGUUAAUAUUGCGUACUGGUAGAAUAUGACCGUGUGACACUGCUUAAGUUUUCAGGGACCCCCACAAGCACAGUCUGAACACUGAACAGAACCUGCUUCAGAAAUCCUUACACUGCUAGAUGGGCCCUUAAUUAAAUUAUUGUUGGUUCUCUAGAAGUGAAAGUUUACGAAACACUGGAUGUUUGACCAUGAAGCAGUUUAGAAGCCCCAUGUUACAGCGUGUAAAUAUUCAAUGUGUUAACUGAUCCCCAUCCCCACCCUUUAUGAUGACCAAUGCAGCAAGUUGUAAAUAUUAAGCUAUUUCUUAUUUAUAGAAAUCUGUACAGUUCCUUGAAUGUGCAAUAAACUAGCAUUCUGAUGCUGA
Molecule: messenger RNA, 5849 nt
Organism: Bombina bombina (fire-bellied toad)
Lineage: Eukaryota; Metazoa; Chordata; Amphibia; Anura; Bombinatoridae
Gene: MADD
Product: MAP kinase activating death domain
Exons: 35
Coding region: 334-5202 (1622 amino acids)
Biological process (GO): regulation of apoptotic process; regulation of Rab protein signal transduction
Cellular component (GO): cytosol
Molecular function (GO): guanyl-nucleotide exchange factor activity
Source: RefSeq, a predicted model, not a curated record